This is a messenger RNA of Empidonax traillii (willow flycatcher), 722 nucleotides long. RefSeq names its product Tctex1 domain containing 4 (gene DYNLT4). Gene Ontology annotation, molecular function: dynein intermediate chain binding. The transcript has 2 exons. Gene Ontology annotation, biological process: microtubule-based movement. The coding region runs from base 75 to 722 and encodes 215 amino acids. Gene Ontology annotation, cellular component: cytoplasmic dynein complex; cytoplasm. The record is from RefSeq and is a predicted model, not a curated record. Lineage: Eukaryota; Metazoa; Chordata; Aves; Passeriformes; Tyrannidae.
GCGUGGCUGGGCGGGGGGUGGCGGCCCCCCCGGCCCCUCACCUGAACUGGGGGUUGUUGACCAGGGCCACCCCUAUGGCUGAGCAGCCUUGCCCAGAGACAGCCCUGCCAGCCCAGGUGAUGGCUGCAGAUAACACUGAAGCCUCUGUGCUCCAUGGCACACGCCGUGGCUCCCAGCCCCUAGCCCGGGGCUCCGAGGAAGGCAAACCACCACUGCUGCUCUCCCGCCGCAACUCCGUCCUCAGCCGCCGCAGCUCAUUCGGGGUGGUCCCGGGGAGCAGGCGCCCCUCCAUCGGCCCUUGGAUGUUCCACAGACGUGUUAGCUUCUCUGGGCUCCCCAUUUUCCAGCCCAUCCUCAAGGCCCGCCUCAGAAACACUUAUAGGAUGGGGCCAGACGAAGGCUGCAAGUUCAACGCGGAGCAGAUGCAGCGGGUGCUGGAGAGGGCCCUGGCCAGUGCCCUGGGGACCACUGUCUACAGCCCUCAGGGCAGUGGCCCACUAGCCCAGAGCUUGGUUGAGCUGCUGCAGAGCCGGGCCAAGGAGGUGGUGCCACCCCGCUACAAGCUGGUCUGUCAUGUGGUGCUGGGCCAGCAGGGCCAGCAGAGCCUGUUGGUGGCCAGCCGGGCACUCUGGGACCCUGACACAGACAGCUUUGCCUCCGCCACCUUCUCCAAUGCCUCCCUCUUCGCUGUGGCCACAGUGCACGGCGUCUACUUCGAGUAG